Messenger RNA from Volvox carteri f. nagariensis, 711 nucleotides. RefSeq lists its product as uncharacterized. The record is from RefSeq and is a predicted model, not a curated record. The transcript has 3 exons. Lineage: Eukaryota; Viridiplantae; Chlorophyta; Chlorophyceae; Chlamydomonadales; Volvocaceae. Bases 1 to 711 code for a protein of 236 amino acids.
AUGCUUGCAGAUCGCAUAUGCUUGCAGAUCGCAUAUGGCAUAUGCUUGCAGAUUGCAUAUGCUUGCAGAUCGCAUAUGGCAUAUGCUUGUAGAUCGCAUAUGGCAUAUGCUUGCAGAUCGCAUAUGGCAUAUGCUUGCAGAUCGCAUAUGGCGUAUGCUUGCAGAUCGCAUAUGGCAUAUGCUUGCAGAUCACAUCGCAUAAUGGCAUAUGCUUGCAGAUCGCAUAUGGCAUAUGCUUGCAGAUCGCAUAAUGGCAUAUGCUUGCAGAUCGCAUAUGCUUGCAGAUCGCAUAUGGCAUAUGCAGAUCGCAUAUGCAUAUGCUUGCAGAUUGCAUAUGCUUGCAGAUCGCAUAUGGCAUAUGCUUGUAGAUCGCAUAUGGCAUAUGCUUGCAGAUCGCAUAUGGCAUAUGCUUGCAGAUCGCAUACGGCGUAUGCUUGCAGAUCGCAUAUGGCAUAUGCUUGCAGAUCACGUAUGCUUGCAGAUCACAUAUGCUUGCAGAUCGCAUAUGGCAUAUGCUUGCAGAUUGCAUAUGCUUGCAGAUCGCAUAUCGCAUAUGCUUGCAGAUCGCAUAUGGCAUAUGCUUGCAGAUCGCAUAUGGUAUAUGCUUGCAGAUCGCAUAUGGCAUAUGCUUGCAGAUCGCAUAAUGGCAUAUGCUUGCAGAUCGCAUAUGCUUGCAGAUCGCAUAAUGGCUGUAACACAGCAAAGGCGUAA